UAUCUUCACAUAGUAUUCAGUAUUGUUCCGGCCUCAGAAUUUUUUUAUACUUAUAACUAAAAUAUUAUGGUUGAGAUAGAUUAGUCAUAUAAUAAGCGUGACCAUGAAGAGCAAACCUGUAAAACAUAAAACAACAAACACCUUUCGUUUUAUCCCUUUCGCUGAGCGUAUAAAUACUAUAGAUAUACGUCAUGCGGCUUUAUAUCAUAUUGAGCAUGUAAACGCGAGCCAACCAGGGGAAAAUGACACUCAUUUUCAUCUCGCCUUGCAAAAAUGGCAUGGACUUAAUCUGACAGAGAAUUUCAAAAAAUUUAAAAAGGAAGUAUAUGGUGUUGUAACAGUCCCUCAGUUGAUUCAUAAGAAGGAUGAGGUGUUGGAGAUCUUGGAAAGAUAUUUAAAAAAAGAAGAUCCGUUAUGUCAACAGCCAUUGUUAGAAAUUUUAGUCUCCUUAGCCAAGGACUUGAGAAGUGAUUUCUAUCCACACUUUCCUAAAUUCUUAGAUAUUUUAAUUACUUUACUUAAAACCAAAGAUGCUGAGAGGUUAGAAUGGACCUUGAUUUGUUUGGCAUUUCUGUUCAAAACCUUGAAGACUUAUCUGAAAAAGGAUAUUGGGACUGUGAUGACAAGGAUUGUUCCUUUGCUAAGUGACAGCUACCCACAGUACAUAAAUAACUUUGCAGCAGAGAGUUUUGCAUUCGUAGCUAGAGAUAUAAGAGACAAGAAUAAAUUUAUUGAACUUCUAUUAAAUUAUUUGCAAUCUAAUACCGAUGCUAUUGUAGGCUGCGGUCAUCUGUUAUUUGAAAUAAUAAGAGGAGUUGGCAAUAAAUUUCAUAGCUGUAUUGAGAAUUUUUUGCCCCUACUAUUAGAACACAUGAAAGAGAGAAAAGAGCACCAAGAAAUAUUAUUUAAUGUACUAACCCAAACAUUCGAGGACUGCUUACAGAAUAUAUCAACAAAAGAAUUCACAAUUUUUUGGUCAAACAUCCAAAGAUUCAUGGAAGAAAUUUUAAAGUUAGAUGAUGACAGUACUGGGCUGGAAUAUAUUUUAAGAUUGGCCGGCCAAGUGAUCGAACGCCAGAAUGGAAAGUACCUGACCAAUCCUCCACAGUUCGCUUUGCUUCUGGUCAAAGUAAUCUGCAAUCAAUCGUCUGAGAAAGUUCUAGAAGUUUGUUCACAAAUCGGUGCCUUAAUGUUAUUAUCCUCAAAUAUAUCUCUCUCACAAGAGCACGCCGGGAUCAUAGUUAAAGUGCUAUUACCAUUGCCAUAUCCAAAAAUACUAAUUAACUUUGUACAAAAUGUUAUCAGUUAUUCACAAUUCGACAUGCAUAUAUUGCCAUCCUAUAUAAACUUCGUUUUUCAAUCUGAAUUUGAUAUUGAUGCAAUGGCAACACUUUCGAAAAUAUGUUUGACUAAAUCUCCAUUGUCUAUUAACGGUAUGAAAUUAUUUGAAUGGGUCAAAUAUCCGCUUGAUUUUGGUCAAGGGUUGCCCAACUUAAUGGAGCAUAUGGUUAAUAUUUUGACGGAUGAUAUUGAAAAGAUUCUGGAUGAUCCCAAGCAAUUGUUAAAUUUACUUUUCUGCUUGCCUCAUGUGGAAAAAGUCGAUGUCGAAAAGUGCACCAAACUACUGAGUGAUCUUAUAAGAAAACUAUUAAACGUCCUGUCCAGUUAUAACUUGGAAACUCAAAUAGAAGAGAACAAGUGUAAUGCGGAUAACACGACGCUAUCAAAAUGUGCCAGGAAAGUCAUAUUUCUGUUAGCCAACACAGUAGAGUGCGUAAUUCACGUGUCUAACUGUAAAGGUCUUAAGGAGAUCUGUAAUAUUGAUACUUUGCUGCCAAUUUUAUUACCGUGUGCAGCAGAUCCGAAUUAUUUGGCUGCUCUUCAUUUAGUCGACCUAUACUUGACCGCGUUUGAACAUGAAAACGGCCUGACUUAUCCGUUUCUACUAUUGGUGGAUUCAUAUUUGAGAUCGAAUAUUUCGUCGCCUUUUCACAUCGUGCGUCUGCUGACGACACAUAUAUAUAAAUUAUUCGAAAGUCUCGAAGAGUUGAACAAAACCGCCAUCGUUGGCGGCGAAACGGAGAGAUUUUCAAUAUUCACGAAAUGCUACACAGUGGAAACAAUAUCGCCCUCGAUCCAAGAGUAUAGAGUACAAAUCGGCUUACUCCAAAAGAUGGCAUUCAGUACAACACAAUACGAACUGGCGAAACAAACCAAUUUUCACAUUUACCCGUUGAAUUACAUGCUGGGUGUUUUAUAUUUCAAUUUCAAAUUGCUCUGGGAGCCGGUCAUAGAGUUCAUCGCUGGUUAUGGCAAUUCAUUGAAUGCGGAUGACUUCUGGCCUACGUUCUAUAAAGCUCUGGAAUCGUCAUUCGCCAACGUGAAAUGUAACGUUAGAGCUUUUCAAUACGAUGACUUGGAAACGGAUUGUAACGUUCUGAGUGAACUUUAUUCUGAAUACAGUUGCGUAUCCGAGAGACCGGAUUUGUUUAAUUAUAGACAUUUAUUACUAAAAACUAUGACAAACUGUAUACAAGUGUGUGAAGCGAAGAACAGGGACGUCGUGAAUCUAUUUCUCAAGUUUAUUGAAGAGGAAUAUAAAAGGAACGAUCGGACCAACGCUUUGGUUAUAGAUAUCGAAGUUCACGAUAAACAAGUGGAGACAGAUGAAGGCAAAGAUAGCGGAGAAGAUGCCGCAGAUUUAGAAGCUAUUGAAUUACCAGAAGAGAACGCUAGGGACACUGUAUCAGGCAAGAUUAUAUUUAAAACACUCAUAAAUAUAAUGCAAGUGCUGUCACAGUUUAAAAAUCCACGAGCCCUACAUAAAGAACCCGUGUUCGCGGAGAUGUAUUUGGAAUUUUUGAAAAAUAAGAAUCCCGGUUUACAAAAGUACGCCCUGGACUGUAUUUUAAAUUAUAAGAAUAAAAGCGUCGUACCUUAUAAGACAAAUUUACACAACCUGAUCGAUGAGAAUAAGUUCAAAGAUGAAUUAACCCAGUUCAAGAUCACAGAUGGCUCUCCGGCGAUUCAAGCAGAGCAUAGAGAACACGUGAUACCACUGAUACUGAGGAUACUCUACGGAAAAAUGACCUCCAAAUUGGGAGCUGAUAAGAAAGGCGGGGGACAAGCGAGGCGAUCCCUUAUAAUGAGAUAUAUAAGCGGCUGCAACGAAACUGAAUUGAAAAUAUUCAUAGAAAUGGCCUUCUCUUAUCUAAAAGAAUAUUUGAUAAUGGAGCCCAAAGAAAUAUAUGAGAAUGUUAAAAGAAAUCUCGAUCUGAAAUCUGUUACCAGUCCCGGAAAGUUACACAGUAUGCUAAACUUGUUCGACGUCGUUCGAGAAUAUUUCGGUGGUUAUAUGAACGAUGAACUAUUAACGUAUUUUCUUAAGAUAUUUUACGCUGUCUCUUCAAAUAUUGCAAGUGUACUUGUUAAUGUGGAGAAAGUGCAUGUAAGUUAUGUAAAAGUUAUGAAAAAUCUUCGAACUCUAUCCAUAAUAAUCUUGGGAAAAUUGUUCGAUCAGUUCGAGAAAUAUCCUUGGAGAAGAGACGAAUUGUAUGUUUUAUUUCAAACAUUAAUAUGGCCUUUAGUACCGCGUCUCCAAAUUGAGGGGAUUCAUAGCCCAACGGCGCUAUUGAAACUUUUCAAUAUUUGGUGUCAGAAUCCAAGAUACUAUAUAUUAUUGAUCACGUGUUCCGAGGAUGAUAGUGAAUUAAGUGCGCUUCCAGCUAUUUUCAAACUUUUAUUGGCGCCAAAAACUAGCCCCGGUGUGGUAAAUAUGAUUUUGGAUAUGAUAGAAAAACUCCUCACAUUGACCAACGAAGAUGAAAACGAAGUUACCGAAAUAGAAACGUUCUCUUCAUUACCAAUAAGCGGGAAUGUAAAAAAUGACAUUAAUUUCGGGAGCAAAAUCCUGUUACCACAUUUACCAAGUAUUUUAGAAGUCAUGAAGAGGCGUAUUGCGAACUCUGCUAAAUCAAAUACUGUUAAUAGAAGGGAUCUGUUAAUUCUAUCGAGAGUGACAGAAAUGGUCACCACACCUGAAAUGUGCGACGAGCUUUUGGGCCUUUUGCUACCAAUUUUAGUGAAAAAAGUAUGUAUGAAUAUGGCAGAAGAGAAUAUGGAACACGCCGUUAAUACUAUCAUCAACUUAUUAGGUCAUAGUACGAAACCCGAAAACUAUAUCAAAAACUUUGCGAUACUGUUCAAUAAAGUGGGACCAGUUGAAGUCAGAAAGCUCCUCAUUAAACUUUUGUAUUCUAUUUCCGAAAACGUCAGCGAAAAUAAGGAGAAAUAUGAAAAAAUUGCGCAUGUGGUAUCAGAAAUGAAUGCUUUUAAUAAAAGGUGGAUAGAGCAACCAGAUUUUGAUCGGAGAUUGGAUGCUUAUAAAUCGAUAUAUCAAAUGUUGGAAGCCAAUGAAAUCGAUGUCGACCUUGCCAUUCUUAUUGUAAACAAUUGCUUCUAUUUCAUAAAAACAGAAAAAGACAUUGGUUUGCGAGACAGCGCUGGACUAUGUCUUAAAAAGAUCCUUCCAAAAUUACUUAUUAAGUAUAGAUCAGUGCCAGAAGGUACGAUUUUAGUCCGAGAUACCGUGCUUUCGUUAAUAUCGACCGGUAUAAGGGAUGCAAAGAAUGAAAACUUACGAAAUGAGAGUAUAACUUUACUUGGAGAAUUAGUGAGGGAAUGUCCAGAUGCUGACGUCGUCUUUUCUGAUUUAGCACCGUUAGCGAAUAAGGAAGAUAGAGAAGUUGAUUUCUUUGACAAUUCUUGCCAUCUACAACUGCAUAGGCGAGUGCGUGCUUUGCAAAAAUUCAGUAAAGUCGCUAGGAAAAUGAUUAAGUGUCCAGCUCCGAGGACAUUAACUAACUUCAUACUACCCCUCGCUACGAUAUAUAUUUGCGAUGAGAAAUAUUCCGAUAAAAAUACAUUAAUAGAUGCUUGUAUUGAAGUUGUGUCUACAUGUUGCAAGCUGUUGCCCUGGUAUCACUAUGAGGUCAUACUGAAAUUGUAUCUCAACAAAAUGAGGCACCAAACAGAUUAUCAGAAACAGCUGACGAGAAUUCUUAUCGGUGUGCUCGACGCAUUCCAUUUUGACUUUUCAAAAGCAAAAAAUAUCCAACUACCCAAAUCAUUGACAAUGAGUAUAAAGCACGAUAAACCUAAGAGGAAGAAAAUUGAUCCGGACAAUGAUAAUGAUCAAAAUGAUGAUACAGAUAAGGAUCUCAAUGAUGUAGAUGAUGACACAAAUAAGGAUCCAAACGAUGAAAAUGAUGAUGGUGAUGAAAAUCAAGAUGAAAAAAAUCUGGGCGAUGUCAAAGACGAGGAAAGUAUCGAGGAUAUGGAAACAAACUUGCAUGAAAACGAGUGUGAGGAUGAAGAUGAUAAAUGUAAAGAAGCAGUUAAUAUUCCUGCAUAUGAGAGAAUAACAAGUGUCUCACCAUCCGUCGCUAACAGAAUAAUUAAAUCACUAUCUGCCGGACUAUUACCUCAACUUAAUCGUGCGAUAGGCAAGCUGACAGAACACGAAGAAUCUCAUAAACUAAAUAGACGCCGCACUGGGCAUGUCAGACUUGAAGAGGAUAUGUUGCGAGUUCCUAUAGCCUUGGCCCUCGUUAAAUUGCUACAACGUCUUCCAGGGGAUAUGCUGAGACAUCAAUUGCCUGGAAUCAUCAUAAAGCUGUGUUCGUUUCUCAAAUCUCCAUUGAAGCAAGUUAGGAUUACAGCUAGAGAUAUUGUUAAGAAGAUAAUGUUGACAGUUGGCACUUCAUAUUUAGGCAUACUUUUGGAACAUUUAACACUUUUGCUUACAAGAGGCUUCCAAGUCCACGUUCUGGUCGCUACGAUUCAUACUGUCCUUGAAGCUUUGAAAAAUAAUUUCCAACCGGGUGACAUUAAUCAAAAUCUACAUUACAUACUCGACGUAUGCACAAACGAUCUCUUUGGCAGCUUGUCUGAAGAAAAGGAAGUCGAUAAACUGCACUACAAAACACCAGAAGCUAAGCCAAGCAAGAAAAGUUACGUGACGCUCAUGAUAGUAGCCCAGAAUAUUACAGAGAAAUGUUUGAUCAACUUAGUUCUACCGUUCAAGGAAGUUUUACAAAAUCAUCACUCCAAGAAGACAGUCUUGAAGGUCCAAGAAGCUUUAAUGCACCUAUCCAGCGGUCUUGUUGUCAAUAAAUUUAUCGACAUUGAAUCAUUAUUUGUUUUUCUCCAUGGCUUAGCUUCUGAAAGCAUACCGGAGUUCGUUUUGAGUGCCCCCAGGAGAGUACUAACUGAAGCUCAGAGGGAAAAAAUACUAAGAGCGAAACCAGACUGCUUUAUAAUACCAGAAACACCUAAACGCAAUAAAGAGUCACAGGCGAGGCACGUGAAGACGUCGGCCAAAGCGAAUGGCCAUGUUCUAAUCGAGUUCAGUCUGAACAUCCUGUAUAUAAUAUUGAAAAGAGAGAAAGUCCCCAGAAUGGACUGCAAGGCAUUCGUAGAUCCUCUGAUACCGCUUCUGGUCGAUGCUUUGAAGAGUGACCAUGUAAAAGUAUCUACCGUGGCCUUAAAAUGUAUAGCCUCGUUAUGGACUAUACGAGUCAGCACACCGUCCUUGGAAGAUAUGAUCAAGGAUAUUGUAAAGACUAUAUUUUCCAUGCUACACAAAUACGCGACCUUCCAAAUAAGCAAACAGAAUGACAAUUAUCAUUUAGUGAGGGUUGCUUUUAAGGCGGUGACAGUACUGAUAAGGAACGUCAAGUACUACAAUAUAGAAGUGGAACAACUGAAAACUCUCUUACUUUACGCUGAAGAAGAUUGCCAGCACGACGAAAAACAAGCCAACUCGUUUAAUUUAUUGAAAGCUAUAUUAGAAGCUAAGCUGGUAGCGCCCGAGCUGCACGAGGUCAUGGAGAAGAUAUCGAAGAUCUGUAUAUUGAGCGAGUCGGCCAAGUCGAGAGACGAAGCACGCGUCAUAUUCGUCAACUACCUAACAAAUUACUCGCCCGGCAAGCGUUUGGAGAGAUACAUUCAGUUCUUCGUGACGCAGUUGAACUAUGAACUGCAACACGGGAGGGAAUCGUCGCUCAAGUUCCUGGAUAUGAUUAUUACUAAGCUUAGCGCUGCCCAGCUCAAACCUCACAGUGAUUAUCUAAUGCUGUCUCUCGGAGCUGCGAUGAUGAAUGACUCGGCCACCGAGUGUAGAGCGAGCGCUGCAGCCUGUAUAGAGGCGAUGCUGUCGAGACUGACGAUCAUCGAUAGGAACGUACUCUUCAAUAUGAUACUGGCCUUCUUUAACGAUACACAGCCGGUACAUUUCGAGCUGGCAGCUCAGCUCAGCAUCCGCUUCGUUAACGUCGAACGUGAAAAAUUCGAAAACCGCCUCGCCAUACUGUCGUUACUUAGCGGCAAAAUAUUAUUACUGAGCAACGACAUAACUGAAGGUCGCUUUGUGUCUAUCAAGUUGAACUACGGAGAUAAUAAGAGCGAGGAGGAGAAACAGAAGGAAAAAGAUCACAGUCUCAUACAAAUAUUGAACUUGAUCGACCAAAUAACCAUACAUUGCCCGUCCAGUUUGACAAAUAAUAAAUACACGGACGACUAUAGUGAAGUAGCCCAGCAUUGUAAAGCGUUGUUAGCAUACCCACACGUCUGGGUGAGGUUGAAAUCUGCUAAAAUAUUAGGGACGUAUCUAUCUGUUGUGAAACCAGAAGAUCUGAACGAACCCAACCCUGAUAAGGGUUUCCUAUAUGAUGAUACGGAAAAUGAUUUUAGAAGUCUCAUACUGGAUCUUUGUGCUCAGUACAUCCCUAAUAUGAGUAUGGAAAUGGCUGAACAGAUCACGGCCGUUUUAUUCCAAAUAAUUAAAAUAGUUCAUAAUAUACCAAGGUUUAAAAUUUCUAAAUCACAAUCAGAUGAUGGUGAGACUGAAGUUAGCGCUAAGUUAAAUGUACGAUGGAUUCUUUUUAAAUUAAGAAAAGCGAUAAAUACUGAAGUUGCCAGGUCACCGAAUUGCAUGAACAUUAGAACAUCAAUUUUCACGAUGUGGUUACAUAUAAUAAGUUCAUUGGAAACUGAGGAUUUAUUGAGACUCGUGGACGUCAUUCUCCCGCCGAUAGUACGAGAACUGUCAUUGGAACAAACGUCAGCUGUCAAACAAUUGGCGGGAAGACUCGGCAAGAAAUUGCGACGAAAAAUAGGUGAUAUAGAAUAUAGCAAAAUGGCUGCCAAUGUACAGACUAAAUUAAAUAUGAGGAGAGCUGAAAGAAAAAAGGUCCUCCUACAAGAGAAGGUUAAAGAUCCGGAAAAGGCUGCUAAACGGAAAUUACAAUUGCGGGAAAAGAAAAAACAAGCAAAGAAAAUCAAAUUGGAAAUGUUGCAUGGGAAGAGACCGAGGGCCAAAAAACGAAAAGCAGUAGAUUUUGAUAUUGAAGAUGAAUUGUUGAAGGACGUUGAGGAAUAAAAUUAAGUGUAAAUAAAAAAAUAAAAAAAACAACAAA
Messenger RNA from Danaus plexippus (monarch butterfly), 8477 nucleotides. Its product is annotated as small subunit processome component 20 homolog. Bases 104 to 8440 code for a protein of 2778 amino acids. The record is from RefSeq and is a predicted model, not a curated record. Lineage: Eukaryota; Metazoa; Arthropoda; Insecta; Lepidoptera; Nymphalidae. The transcript is spliced from 14 exons. Gene Ontology annotation, cellular component: nucleolus; small-subunit processome; 90S preribosome.